UUGUUAGUUAUGUUUAAAAAUGUAAACAACAUGAAAUUAUUUUGAGCACCUCACAUUUCUGUUGAUUUACUCAUGGAGGAAAGAAAAAAAUACAAGAUUUAUCGCAUUUUUUGUAAUUUUUUAUAAAAACGACUGUUCCACGCGAUUGCUUGAUUGUGCACCCAAGUGAGACAAAUUAAUGCAUGCAUUGCUCGGCACAUUUCAUCUUCAGCAUCUUAGCAGCUCAUUUUCCUGUUACAUCAAAUAUUUAGCAUAAAAAAUUAUAAAAGGUCAAAUAGAAGAGCAUUAGAGGAUACCAUUCAAUGUUGUUUUUACACGAUGUUCUGUGAGAAAUUAUGGGCAAGCUAUUAUGGCGACUGGUACUAUAUACAGUCCUACUGUGUUCGCUGUUAGUAUUUGCAGUUGACCGAAAAAGAGACGAAUUAGAUGAAGAUACGUCGUUAGUAAAACUUCUCUCCACCCCGGAGGAUAAAACAAACACUACGGAUGAACGAGUUCAACAAGUAGAAAAAAACAUUAACGGAGGAGGGUUCAUUGGUGAUGAAGUCCCAAUCAAAUUACCUUCCACAGACUUUCAAGCUAACGACCCUUUAAAUGCUUAUGAAGCAGGGAUUGAUGACAAAAUUAAUUCUAUUAGUCAUGCUGACGAUAAUGCAGCCCAACCAAAGGAGAACGAUGACGUAAAUAUACAAGGUUACGAAGUUGAAGACAAAACUUCUUCUUUACUAGCAAAACUACCUACAGAUGAUAAUGCUCAGAAGCGGGAAGAAGAGCGUUACGAAGCUACCAUUAUGAAUCCAAACCCGCGCCCGCGUUUAAAGGCAGUAAGUCAAGACACCACGGAAAGUUUUAUUAAUACUGAUAUAACAGAUUUAAACCAAGCGGAAAGACACAUGGAAAUGGAAGAAGGUGAUGCUGGAAAAGAAACAAACGAUACUGAUAAAGCAAAUGAGACAAUACAAACAGACGUAGGGAAUAAAGGCGAAAGUAACGUCAAUAAAGUCGACAAAGACGAGAAAGAUUCGACAAAUCUAAAAGAUCAAGGUAAGGCCAUCAGUGAAUUCACAUCAACAGAGAGUCAAGAGUUGCUCGAACCUCACCAUGGACUCGAUAGCAAGAAUGACGACACGUUAGUUUUAAACGAAGAAAAACUUUUAAGUAAAAGAUUAAAUUUUUUAAAAAGCAAAAUUAAGCUAAGACAAGAAUUGAGAAAGGAUAAACAAACAAAACAGCUGUCAGAAGUAGCCGGAAACGUAACUUAUCAACCUAAUCCUACUAAAACUAAAUACGUAAUGCAUCGCAUAGACUUACCUGCAAAUAGCGAGAAUAGCGAAAUGACUUCAAAACAGGGAGAUAACCCUUUGGGUUCACCCCAGAUUUCGAGUAAUAAACUUAGUACAUUUGGUUACGAGCGCAACGAAACUACGGUGGGAAAAGCACGUCAACAUCUUCAACUGGGAUUAAAAAAAGAAUUAUUUGCUUUUUCGUACGAUACACAGUCACCCUUUGGACCACCAUCCUGGCAGACUUUAAAUCCGGAGUGGACAUGCUCUGGGCGUAAACAAUCACCAAUUAACAUAGACAAUAGGUAUAUUAUGGACGAUCAGAUAGUUAAAAAUACCAUUGUUAAGGUAUUUCCUUCCAAUGCCCCUCUAACUGGCUUGUUGCGGAAUAACGGGCAUGCGCCGACGUUAUCAUUAUCCAAUGAAGUUUCAGUAAAAUUAUUUGGCGGGAGUUUAAAGAAUGAUUAUUAUUUGAAGCAAAUGCAUUUUCAUUUUGGUUGUAAUUCUUUGGUAGGAUCGGAGCAUCAUAUUGAUGGCGGAACCUUUCCAAUCGAGGUCCAUCUGGUGUUUUGGGAUAAUUCAACAUUUGUGUCAUUUCCUGACGCUGCGAAAGCAGAUCGAGGUAUCGCAGUGCUUGCUGUGUUGUAUCAGGUGGAAGCAGUUCCGUACACUGAAAUAAAGAACACACCUAUGUGGCAGGUCACGCAGGUAUUACGUCACGUCCAGGAAGAAGGUGACGAAAUAACAAUUAAUGAAGAAUUUAACUUCAGAUUAGAGAAAUUAAUACCAAAUGUGAUAAAUCUUGAUCAAACAGAUAGAUUUUUCACUUAUGAAGGUUCCUUAACAACACCAGGUUGCUACGAGUCUGUAACUUGGAUUGUAUAUGCUACUCAUCCACCAGUUACCGAGAACCAGCUUCAAAUUUUUCGUAAUUUAAAGUCAACAAAAGUUGGCUCGACGGGUUUCAUGUGCGAUAACUACAGACCAGUGCAGAAAAAACAUGGACGGAGAAUAUAUUCGAACAUUGUGUGAACGCAAGACCGAUUGGUGGAUGUUCUAGCGAAAGAGAGGCUACAUUCAAAAAUGGAUUUUCGUCUCUCCUUUGACGGGAUGAUUUAAAAUACAUGAAAACAAAUGAGCGACCACGUGCACCCAUGAGCAGUGAAUCAACACAUAUACAAUUUGUAAACAUGUAUUAAUUACUGUACGCGCACUGUGGUGAACUUUAUCGAUGCUGCAUGAUAUAAACAAUUUGAAAAAUAAUUUUAUAGAUGUUCUUUAAUGUAUUCAGAAUUUUGUAGAUAUAUUUAUACGCAAUAUAGAAUAUAGCAAUUGAACUUAAGGGUUUGAAUACAUUAUGUAAAAAUUAAACGUAUAAAAAACAUUAAUAACACGGACUUAUAAUAUUUUUUUAAAAAAAAACACACAGAAAAAACAUUAUUAGGAGACCGAGAUGU
Hydractinia symbiolongicarpus is the source of this 2740-nucleotide messenger RNA. RefSeq lists its product as uncharacterized. The coding region runs from base 336 to 2315 and encodes 659 amino acids. The record is from RefSeq and is a predicted model, not a curated record. The transcript is spliced from 7 exons. Gene Ontology annotation, molecular function: carbonate dehydratase activity; zinc ion binding. NCBI's taxonomy places the organism in Eukaryota, Metazoa, Cnidaria, Hydrozoa, Anthoathecata, Hydractiniidae.